UCAUCAUAGCAGCAGAUAAGCAUUUCUAGUUUCUUCUCUGUAUAUUUUGGCAGUGAGACUGAUAAAAACGAGAGAUGGGGAGUCAAAGUGAUAGUAGCACUACUUUUGCCAAGAUGCCGACCAUAAAAUUCACGAAGCUGUUCAUCGAUGGAGAAUUUGUUCACGCACUUUCAGGGAAAACAUUCGAGACGAUAGAUCCGAGAAAUGGAGAGGUAAUAGCAAAGGUUGCAAAGGGAGACAAAGAAGAUGUUGAUUUGGCAGUGAAAGCUGCCCGUGUUGCUUUUGACCAUGGUCCUUGGCCUCGUUUGCCUGGUUCUGAGAGAGGAAAGAUUAUUAUGAAGUUCGCAGACUUAAUUGACCAAAACACAGAAGAACUAGCCAUUCUGGACAGCCUUGAUGCUGGGAAAUUGUUAAGUGAGGGCAAGUCCAUGGGCAUACCUGGGGCCGCAGAACUUCUCCGGUACUAUGCUGGCGCAGCCGAUAAAGUCCAUGGACAAGUGCUAAAAAUGUCAAGCCCACUUCAAGCUUACACAUUGCUUGAACCCAUUGGGGUUGUGGGACACAUCAUUCCCUGGAAUUUCCCUACUUCCUUGUUUUUCACAAAGGUCAGCCCUGCCUUAGCCGCAGGCUGCACCAUGGUGGUCAAACCCGCUGAGCAAACUCCACUCUCAGCUCUCUAUUAUGCUCAUCUUGCUAAGCUGGCUGGUGUUCCUGAUGGAGUGCUUAAUGUGGUAACUGGAUUUGGACAUACUGCAGGCGCUGCCAUUAGCCACCAUAUGGACGUUGACAUGGUGAGUUUUACUGGCUCAGCAGAAGUGGGUCGUGAGAUAAUGAAAGCUGCAGCAUCAAGCAAUUUGAAACAUGUCUCGCUAGAAUUAGGAGGCAAGUCACCUCUCAUAGUUUUUGAUGAUGCUGAUGUAGAUUUGGCUUCUGACCUUGCCCUUCUCGGCUUCUGUUUUAACAAGGGAGAAGUAUGCGCGGCAAGUACUCGUUUGUAUGUUCAAGAAGGUAUAUAUGAUGAAUUUGAGAAAAAGUUGGUGGAAAAGGCAAAAGCUUUGGUAAUUGGAGAUCCUUUUGAUCCUCAAGUUCGUUAUGGACCCCAGGUUGACAAAGUGCAGUUUGAUAAAAUCCUGAGCUAUAUUGAGCAUGGCAAGAGAGAAGGAGCCACUUUAUUAACUGGUGGUAAGCCAAUAGGGGAGAAGGGAUAUUACAUUGAGCCUACCAUUUUCACUAACGUUAAGGAGGACAUGAUGAUAGUAAAGGACGAAAUAUUUGGGCCUGUUGUGGGCCUCAUGAAGUUCAAGACUGUAGAGGAGGCGAUACAGAGAGCAAACGACUCUAAAUAUGGGUUAGCAGCAGGCAUAAUGACCAAGGACCUGAACGUUGCCAACACUGUUUCAAGAUCAGUCCGAGCUGGCUCUGUAUGGAUCAACUGUUACUUUGCAAUUGACAAGGAUUGCCCAUUCGGUGGAUAUAAGAUGAGUGGGUUUGGCAGAGAUUUUGGCCUGGAUGCCCUUCACAAGUAUAUGCAACUUAAAUCGGUUGUUACUCCCAUUUACAAUUCUCCUUGGCUCUAAAUUAUCGUAUAUAUUUAGGCCAAUACUCAUGCCCUCUCUGGCUACCUCUUUUCUUCUGAUAAGACCAAAAAGCAUGACGAUUAUUGUGUAUACGGCUGCAUAUGCAUAUAUAAUAUAUUUUACUAAAAUAAUGAUGUUAUUUGUUUUUGGUUUUUUAUAUUUAA
This is a messenger RNA of Humulus lupulus (European hop), 1741 nucleotides long. Its product is annotated as aldehyde dehydrogenase family 2 member C4-like. The record is from RefSeq and is a predicted model, not a curated record. Bases 75 to 1577 code for a protein of 500 amino acids. The transcript is spliced from 9 exons. NCBI's taxonomy places the organism in Eukaryota, Viridiplantae, Streptophyta, Magnoliopsida, Rosales, Cannabaceae. Gene Ontology annotation, molecular function: aldehyde dehydrogenase (NAD+) activity.